Molecule: messenger RNA, 3884 nt
Organism: Fukomys damarensis (Damara mole-rat)
Lineage: Eukaryota; Metazoa; Chordata; Mammalia; Rodentia; Bathyergidae
Gene: Slc15a2
Product: solute carrier family 15 member 2
Exons: 22
Coding region: 82-2277 (731 amino acids)
Biological process (GO): oligopeptide transport; transmembrane transport
Cellular component (GO): membrane
Molecular function (GO): dipeptide transmembrane transporter activity
Source: RefSeq, a predicted model, not a curated record
CCUUUUCACUGUAGGCUGGCAACUCUCCUAACAGUCUACUGAAGCCAAAUCCUUGAGGAGAAAGAGAGUAAGGAGCCAGCCAUGAAUCCUUUCCAGAAAAAUGAGUCCAAGGAAACUCUUUUUUCACCUGUUUCCACUGAAGAGGUACAGCCUAGACCUUCCAGCCCUCCAAAGUGGUCACCUCCGAAAAUCUGUGGCUCCAGCUAUCCACUGAGCAUUGCCUUCAUUGUGGUGAAUGAGUUCUGUGAACGCUUUUCCUAUUAUGGCAUGAAAGCUGUGCUGACCCUGUAUUUCCUGUAUUUCCUACAUUGGAGUGAAGACACCUCCACAUCUGUAUACCAUGCAUUCAGCAGCCUCUGUUAUUUCACUCCUAUCCUGGGAGCAGCUAUUGCUGAUUCGUGGUUGGGAAAAUUCAAGACAAUCAUCUACCUCUCCCUGGUGUAUGUGCUUGGCCAUGUGUUAAAGUCCUUGGGUGCAAUUCCAAUACUGGGGGGAAAACUGGCACACACAAUCCUGUCCUUGAUUGGCUUGAGUCUAAUAGCUUUGGGAACAGGAGGUAUCAAACCCUGCGUGGCAGCUUUUGGUGGAGACCAGUUUGAAGAAAAGCAUGCAGAGGAACGAACCAGAUACUUCUCAGUCUUCUACCUUUCCAUCAAUGCAGGAAGCUUGAUUUCUACAUUCAUCACACCCAUGCUGAGAGGAGAUGUGCAAUGUUUUGGGGAAGACUGCUAUGCAUUGGCUUUUGGAGUUCCAGGAUUGCUUAUGGUAAUAGCACUUGUUGUGUUUGUGAUGGGAAGCAAAAUGUACAAGAAACCACCUCCUGAAGGAAACAUAGUGGCUCAAGUUAUCAAAUGUAUCUGGUUUGCUAUCUCCAACCGCUUCAAGAACCAGAACCGCGCUCGGAACGUUCCAAAGCGUCAGCACUGGUUGGACUGGGCAGCCGAGAAAUACCCAAAGCAGCUCAUCAUGGAUGUGAAGGCAUUGACCAGGAUACUGUUCCUAUAUAUUCCAUUGCCCAUGUUCUGGGCUCUUUUGGAUCAGCAGGGCUCACGAUGGACACUGCAAGCCACUAAGAUGAACGGGAAUUUGGGUUUUUUUGUGCUUCAGCCAGACCAGAUGCAGGUGCUAAAUCCUUUUCUGGUUCUUAUCUUCAUACCAUUGUUUGACCUUGCCAUUUAUCGGCUGAUUGCCAAAUGUGGAAUCAACUUCUCAUCACUUAGGAAAAUGGCUGUUGGUAUGAUCCUAGCAUGCCUGGCAUUUGCAGUUGCAGCUAUUGUGGAGAUAAAAAUAAAUGGAAUGGCCCCGCCUCAGCCAGGAUCCCAAGAAAUUUUCCUUAAAGUCUUAAACUUGGCAGAUGAUGAGGUGGAAGUGACAGUGCUGGGGAAUGGAAAUAAUUCUCUUCUGGCAGAGUCCAUCAAAUCCUUUCAGAAACCAACACACUAUCUCAAACUGCACCUGCACUCAAAAAGCCAGUAUUUUCACUUCCAUCUGAAGUAUCACAAUUUGUCUGUCCACACUGAACACUCUGUAGUGGAGAAUAACCGGUACACUGUGAUCCUUCAUGCAGAUGGGAACAUUAUCUCCAGCAUGAUGGUAAAGGAUGCAGAAAACAAAACAAACAAUGGAAUUACAGCUGUCAGGUUUAUUAACACUUUGCACAAAGAUGUGAACAUCUCCUUGGGUACAGAUGGCCCCCUCACUGUUCAUAAAGACUACGGUGUGUCUGCUUACAGAACAGUCCCAAGAGGAGAAUACCCUGCAGUACCUUGUAAAACGGAAGAUAAGGAAUUUUCUCUGAAUCUGGGUCUCCUAGACUUUGGUGCAUCCUAUCUGCUUGUUAUCAGUAAUAUCACCAACAAAGGUCUUCAGGUCUGGAAGACAGAGGACACUCUAGCCAAUCAAAUGUCCAUUGCAUGGCAACUACCACAAUAUGCCCUAGUUACAGCUGCAGAGGUCAUGUUCUCUGUCACAGGACUUGAGUUUUCUUAUUCUCAGGCUCCAUCUAGCAUGAAAUCUGUGCUACAGGCAGCCUGGUUGCUGACAGUUGCAUUUGGGAAUAUUAUCGUGCUUGUUGUUGCACAGUUCAGUGGCCUGGUACAGUGGGCUGAAUUCAUUUUGUUUUCCCUACUUUUGCUGGUGGUCUGCCUGAUCUUCUCCAUCAUGAGCUACUACUAUGUUCCUGUAAAGUCAAAGGAGAUUCAUGGGCCAGAAGAUAAACAGAAUCUUCAUAUGCAAGGAAAAAUGGUCAACCUAGAGACCAAGAAUACAAAGCUCUGAUGAUCCCCUGGACCAAUCCUAAUUCCUGGCCAUGGUCUUGGCCAUCACUCAGCUGCAAGCAUUUGUCUGUCCUAAUGGGUUAAUAGAAAAAGGUAGCUGAUCUUCUCCACCUCUCUCAUAUGAGAGAGGUAACUUUAGGGCUGGGGCUUCUAGUACAUCUUUAAACAAGGUACCUACACUAUAUAUCUUCCCAUUUAUUAAUGAACUCAGUAAAUCCCAAGUAGUGUAGUUCAAGCUGGCCUGGUAUCUCAAAUGGCCACAAAAAUACAAAAGUAUAGUUAAGACAAACCUUUGUGGGUAUGCAGAAUAAUGCGUGAUUCCCUCGCAGGUCCUUGCCAUUUGGGGUGCUGGUUUAGGGGCAAAAAUGGAAAAUAGAAACAUGGUACUUCAAGUUUCUUUAUCAGCACUAUAACUGUGCUAUUCACAAAGACCUCAGAGAUGGUGUGUAUGGGAGAUAGAUUUGGUUUAGGGGCUGGAUUGUCAGCUUUCCAUGUGUGAUAGGGUCUUUUAUGGUAGGAGACAGAAUGUUAUUUUAUUAAUAUAUGUAUAUAAUACAUAUGUAUCUGAUUGCCGUAGUAUUAUAUACACUCACUGAAACCACAUUAAAGAUAAUAAAUAUUAUUAAAUAUAGUCCUGGAGAACAAGAGUAUUUAUAAAUUGUAGAAAUCCUGAUCAGCCAUUCAUUAUUCUACAAUGAACAUUCUUCCUAGGAUUAUGAUGUUUCAGCCAUGGACUAUUCCCUUCUGUAGAUAGCUGUACAGACAGUAACUAUAAUUUUGCAACUUAAUCUUUUCAGGGUUGCUGGGACUUCUUUUUCUUAUUAUAUUUUGUCUUGCAUAUUGAAGCAAAUCAUUAAUAACAUUAUUUUUAUAAAUGCAACUUCCUUUAUUAAUUUUUCCACUUAGCCUCAAAGUAGUAGCUUUGUUUUAAAGUUUUUCCUGGUUUACUUUUCUCAUAACCUUGAAAUGCCCUUUCUUCGAAAUGUCUCGGAAACUUUCUAUCUAGUCAAAAAAGACUAAUAUUAGUGUUUUAGGUUUGAAAUUCUAAGUGGUGAUACUCAAUAAAAGGGCAUGGAUUUACAUGAAGAUCUUAUAAGAAUCUGUGUGUGGUGGGAGUAGAGCAUAAGCAGGUUUUGCUUGUGUGCUUAUGUAUGUAUGAAAAAGUUGAGAAAUUCACCUCGCCCGCAAUGAAUGAAUCAGGACACCGACCUGGGGAAUAUUAUGACUGCGUACUGUGUCACCAGAGGGAAAAGUUUAGAAUCAUUGUACUAGAAAGCUUUGCUUCCAUGCUUUCUAUUCCAGUUUCAUCUAAAACAGUGUUGGUCUCACAGUGUUAAUGAUAUAAUGGCUAAACAAAUUUGAUUCUUAGUUCUUGUCACAGUUCCUUACAAGGCACAGGUUUUUCCUUUUACCACAAUGGUUCCCCUCUUCUCAGUAAGUAUUCUUAACUGAUAGGCAGAAAUUAAAAUCAAGGUAUUUUAAUAUGUGUCACCUGGGGCCAAAUGUAACAUUCUAGAAGUUUGUCUGACCGGAAGAGCUUGUAUUUGCCAUUCUCUAGUUCCUCAAGCUCUAUACCUUUCAAUCUUAAUAAUCAAGAGUUGAGAAGAA